AGGGGAGUCUGCGCUUCUCACUCCAGGGAUCAGCUAUUAUCUCUGAUGGACUUGAUCCAGCACAAGAAAACCCAGUUGGUCUGUGAUUAUGACCACUUAGACAGAGUUCCAAGUGCAGUUUGCGGACGUUAAACUGCUCUAACAGGCUCAGCUGUUUUACCAGCACCGGCUUUCAUGUGUUUUAUGUGGCUGCGCUCAACAGUGAGGUAGACUUUUGUUUUUAGUAUUAUUAUUAUUCUGGCAAAUUUUUACCGGAGUGUCGUGGGUGAUUUACCCCGUGGAUGCGGCUUCCGGGGUCGGCAUCUGAGCCCUGCAGGACCAGCCUGUCUUAGGGCAUGAUGAUGAUGAUGAUGAUGAUGAUGAUGAAGAUGAUGAUGAAUUCUCUGGGUCUUUUUAAGUGCAUGAGGGAUAUUUGUCCGGAGAUGUUGCUCCUGUUGCCACUGUUGUGGUUUUUUCCUGUGACUGGAGCGGCUCCGUCUCAGCCAACAGAGCAGCUGGACAUGGGGGUGGACUGGCUGAGUAAGUUCGGUUAUCUCCCUCCCCCUGACCCAGUGACUGGUCAGCUUCAGACCAAGGAGGCCCUGACGAAGGCCAUCAAAGCCAUGCAGAAGUUUGGAGGGCUGAAGGAGACCGGGGUCUUGGAUCAAGCCACCCUGGGACUCAUGAAAACACCCAGAUGUUCCUUGCCAGAUGUGUCUGAGGCAGAGGUGACAAUGGGCCGCAGGAAACGAAGCCUGAAUCCUCAAAACAAAUGGAAUAAGAGGCAUCUGUCUUGGAGAGUGAGGACUUUCCCCAAGGAUUCGGCCUUAUUGGGGAGGGACACUGUUCGAGCCCUGAUGUACUACGCCUUAAAGGUCUGGAGUGACAUCGCGCCUCUUAACUUUCACGAGGUGGCCGGCAGUGAUGCAGACAUUCAGAUCGACUUCACCAAAGCCGACCACAAUGAUGGAUAUCCUUUCGACGGCCCAGGGGGCACUGUGGCUCAUGCAUUUUUCCCUGGUGAAAGGUUCACAGCCGGAGAUACGCACUUUGAUGAUGACGAAGCCUGGACCUUUAGAUCACCAGACUCUCAUGGGAUGGAUCUGUUUGCAGUCGCCGUCCACGAGUUUGGUCACGCCAUUGGCCUGGUCCAUACCUCAGCCAUGGAGUCCAUUAUGAGACCGUACUACCAGGGUCCUGUGGGAGACCCCCUGAAAUACGACCUGCCCUAUGAGGACAAAGUCAGAGUGUGGCAGCUUUACGGGGUCAGAGACUCUGUGUCUCAUACAAAUCGACCCGGCAGUCCUUCCCAGACGGCUGAACCCCCCGUCCUGCUGGACCUUCCGGAAAACAGAUCCACUGUCCUUCUUGCACGAGAUGCCCCAGACAGAUGCACCAGCCACUUUGACGCAGUAGCUCAGAUACGAGGGGAGGCUUUCUUUUUCAAAGGGAAGUACUUUUGGCGACUCACUCGAGAGAAGCACCUGGUUUCUCUUCGUCCGGCUCAGAUUCAUCGUUUCUGGAGGGGCUUGCCACCAAACCUGGACAGUGUGGAUGCUGUGUACGAGAGGCCUGGGGAUCACAAAAUAGUCUUUUUAAAGGGUCUUAAGUACUGGGUGUUUAAGGACAACAAUGUAGAGGAGGGUUACCCCCGUCCAAUCAGUGACUUCGGUCUACCCUCGGAGGGUGUGGACGCUGCGUUCGUUUGGUUGCACAACGACAAAACCUACUUCUUCAAGGACAGCCACUACUGGCGUUAUGAUGACCAUCUGAGGCGAAUGGACCUGGGUUACCCUAAAGACAGCACGCUUUGGAAGGGGCUGCCACCGCAACUCGACGACGCCAUGAGGUGGUCUGAUGGCUCGUCCUAUUUCUUCAAGGGGAAGGAAUACUGGCGAGUGCCGGGCAGCGACAUGGAGGUGGAGGCGGGUUACCCCCGGCUCAUCGCUAAGGACUGGCUCCUGUGCACCGAGAUGCAGUCAGACUCUCCAGACACAGAGCCCAAAAGCACAGAGACCAGAGUCAACGUGCACCAUCACCCAGACCACGCAGAGAAUGGAUACGAGGUGUGCUCCUGCACCUCGGACACCGCCUCACCUUUAGGCGUCCGUCUCUCCCCAUCUCCCGUCUGGCUGCUGCCACCUCUCUGGACGUUAUCGCUGGCCCUCCGCUCUGAACUGCUAUGAUGCCAAAGCACUGGACAAAGCUGUCGAGCUAUGUGUAACGAAAGGAACUCACUGGUGGAGGGCCAGUCUAAAUACAAACUGGAAAAUUUUGUUCAUAAAUAUAAUUGGUAUCAAUUGGUAUGUUUUGCUAUUAUUUUGCUGUUAUUUAUUUUAUGGGCCAUUCUAACAAAUUGGUGGAAACUGCUUUCUGGGAACCAAAAAACAAAUUUUUUUAAAGCAUUCAUGCAGAUUUUAGAUGCUUACUAAGAUAUUUCAAUUGUCUAUUCAAACAUAGAAUAAUAUUUGAGGUAGGUAAACACUAAAUAUACAAUUAACAUUUUCAGAAUAGUCUCACAUCCCAUUCCCACACUUUUUUAGCACUGAGGCUGAAACCGUUAUUCUUGAAUAGAUAAGAAAUUAUCUGUCUUGUUUAUAUUUCAUUAAACCAAUUACAUUAGUUUUGGGAAUAACUAAGCCAAGGAUGCAGAAACAGUGCCUUUGCAAACAGUGUCGGGGAUAGACUUGCUUUGGUGGAAUAUUUUCCUGUGGAUGGUGAACCCAGGUAUUGAUAAUGUGUGAAAAGACAAGACCACAGAGAUAAAGGCAGAGCUGGUUUAUUGCAUUAUCCAGAUCUUCCUCAAAAGUUGUCUUUUUCAGCAUGUAGUUGCUGGCUCUGUGUUUUGUUUUUUUCAUGUAGAGAUUGAAAAUGCCAGUUGAAAUAGUGUGUUCAUCGCAAGACUCCUUCCUUCAAAUCAGAUUAUUCACAGCUUUAGAAAAUAAUUAUUAGCUACCUCUGACAAUACUGUGAAAAGUCUGCAUAUAUCAUUAAUCAGGGUUUAGUUUGUAUAAAAGUGAGGCAAAAAUUUGGUUUAUUAAAAAAAAAAAAAAAACUUAUGGACAAAUUAACAAAUAAAUGACUUGUGUUUAAAUCAAUGGUAAAUGACAAAUUUUCUCAAUAAAAAGGAACAUAAAUUAUGAAUGGCAGUAUUGGAAAAAUAAUGUAGAAACCAAGGAAUGACAACCUGAGCUCCAAAACUAAGCCAGUGUGGAAGUAUUGCUGAAUUAUUUAUCUAAAAAUAUGUCAGCAUUUUUUUUCUGACUCAUUCUGGUCUCAUUCAUUAUAUUUGGUGGUCUGCCUAUAAAUAUUCCCUCUGUUAAUUCAGUCUGGAACAGAAGCUUUGAUAUCCACCAUGUUGAGCUUUGACAACUCUGUCUGACAGCUGAGUCACAGGUUUGGUUUAUUUAAUAAAGGACAUUUUUUGCCUGACAGACGGCUCCACUAUAGUUGUGGUUAACAGGUUCCACUAAAGGUUUUGCAAUGUUCAGUGAAGUUUAACAUAUUAAUGAGUCAGUAAGUCACUUGACCCCUUGGGCUCCAGAGAUCUGACCCUUGUGUCCAAAUAUGGUCUCUUCUGGCUCCUAAAACCCAACAUGGCAACAGCCAAAUAGCAAACUACCAGCUUCAAAAUGGCAGCUUAGAAACCAAUAGGUGAUGUUACAUUUCCUCCAUUCAGUAUUAUAUACAGUCUAUGGUAGUAACAACUAAUAUUCGAAGUAUAGGGUGUUCAAAAGUCAUGUUGAAGGGUUGUUCUACUAAGGUACAAAAAAUCCCAAGUGCUCAAAUAAUUCAUCACCUGUAUAGGAGUUUUCAGUUGGAAGGUGGCUGUCCUGACCUGUAAUGUUCUAAAGGCUUAAAAAAAUUGUUUCUUCAAAGAGAACCUAGAUUCUGACCUGCAUUCUUGAGAUCAGCUUAAAAUGAUGUAAAAAUACUCACUAUGCUGAAGCAGUCUAGCAUAAUCGUAUCUUAUUUCAUCUUCAAUGGAUAAGAGAAGUCUCAUAUAACAUCUAAAAUUUGCAUACUUAUGCAUGCUUUUAUAGAUUAGGUUUUUUUUCUUACUGGCAUUGGGACAGCAGUUCACAUCAGUUUAGCUGAAUGGCCCUUAUCAAAGCGCCUUGCAGUAUGAGUAGUGCAUACAUUUAUCAUAACAUCAUCUCUGCCUAGUGAGCAUCGGUUCACUGACAACAACAAUCCUCGUAACAUGAUUUACAGAACAGAAAUGUGUAUGUCUUAUGUUCUUCUUGAAUGGUUGAAUGGCCUCAUCUUUGUAAGGACAGCUAACUGAGUGGGACUGAUUGUAAUUAUGUUCACAUGAAUUACAACAUCAUGCACUUUUUUCAGUAUCUUGUACUUCAUGUACAACAAUAUUACAGCAAUAAUGAAUGACAUCUUUGGAUGUAGAUGAAAUAACAGGUACAAAUAUGUAGACAGAUGAAGGUUAAUAGGUGGAUAAAGUUCUUUUCCAACUAAAAAAGAUGAGGCUGGUUUUAUUCUAUGUUGUGGUUUUUUGUUUUGUUUUUUUUAAGCAGCUCCUUGUUGACAAUAAGAGAGUCAGUGAUGGUGUGGUUUAUAACUACAUCCAUUCCUGGAUUGCAGGUACAUUAGUCAUAGAGGAAGAGAGUUAAUUUUUAUAUAGGUGGAUGGGAAAAGCUGCCUGAAGGACCUUAAUUAGGGCAAAUAAUGACAGGUGAGUAUUAUGACGGGUUGUAUCAGGGGAACAGUAUCAUGGAAUGUACUGUAGAUAGUUAGUUUACAGAUGAACAGAUCCCUGGGGUCAGGGUUGACAGGAAGACACACGAGUGUCAUGCUGGGAUGUCGACAGGGAGAUAAAUGGCAUCUACUGUUGUAAACAUGUAGAGAAAACCACCCGUUGCAGCUACAUAAGGAAAACAGGACCCAAGGAUGUAGUCAGUGAAUGAUAAAUUAAUGGCUUCUUGUGAGGUAGACAGAUGUAAAAUCCAAGACUUUCUCAAUGUUGCUUAGCGCCAUUAUCCUUUUUAAAUCCUUUACCCAUACUCCCACGCUCUUUAAAGAACUGCUGCUCUUGCGUCUCAAAGAGUUCAUUGUCAUCACCCCUGGUGCAGAAGCAUUCCCCAGCAGCAGUACUGGUCUUGUUGUAUUUUUGUAAUGAUUAUGAAUAGAUUGUAAUUCCAUCAUGAUUUUAUCAGGUUAGAGAUCACUGAGCAUUUUUUUCUCACCACCGGACUUCAUGAAUCUUUCUGAAGGACCACACAACAUAGCAACUGGAUUUAUUCUCGCUCAUAUAUUUACCUACAAUUUAAACAUAGACACAGAUAUAUUUGAGUUGAGAUGUUCCAUGGUUACUGCAAAACCAAGUGGACUGUGUAUAUUUCAAGCUGUGUUUUCUAAUGUAAAAUAUUUUUGUAG
Messenger RNA from Sphaeramia orbicularis (orbiculate cardinalfish), 5370 nucleotides. It is a transcript of the gene mmp17a, whose product is annotated as matrix metallopeptidase 17a. Lineage: Eukaryota; Metazoa; Chordata; Actinopteri; Kurtiformes; Apogonidae. Bases 336 to 2165 code for a protein of 609 amino acids. Gene Ontology annotation, cellular component: extracellular matrix. The record is from RefSeq and is a predicted model, not a curated record. Gene Ontology annotation, biological process: extracellular matrix organization; proteolysis; collagen catabolic process. Gene Ontology annotation, molecular function: metalloendopeptidase activity; zinc ion binding. The transcript is spliced from 11 exons.